AGUGGUAAUAAUAUAAAUUUAUAUUAAUGUUGUUAGUUGUGAAUUGUGACUUUUCUGUAUAACAUAUAUUAGUUAUAUUAAACACAAAUAUUUCCGUUUUAGUAUAUUGUAUGCUGGUUUUACUUAAUUUCACAUUAGAAUAUUUGAAAAUGGCAUUAAUGUUAUAAAGUAACACAAAAUAUAACAAAAUCAUGGCGAAAUGUCAAAAUUUGACCUCAUUGUUCAGUAUAUUAAUGUACUGAAAGACUGAAAUAUGAUAAAAAAAGACAAAUAUAUGGCAUGCUAAGAUCAACCACAGUUUGGAUUAACUAUGGAUCAACUCACGUUAAAAACAUGUGAACGGAAGCCAAGAUUGCAUAAUUCCAUAAUUAUAUCUAGCAGUGACCUGUGCCUAGCAACGGUUACUGUGCCUAGCAAUUUGCUACAGCGUCUGUCGAAAGAUUUUACCAGAUGUUCCCACAGUUUCACUCCCCUCUAUUUCUUAUUGUAAGUUUCGCGUGUAUUUACAAAACCGUUACAUGCGAUCAGGGGCGUAGGAAGCUUAGAAAAGUUGGGGGGGGGGGCAGGCUUUGAGGGGCACUUUAAAAAAAAAGGGCAUAUCAAAAUUUUUUUGGCGACCCCCCCCGGUCAGUGUACCAUUUUAGGGGUAAAAAAUUUUUCCGGACAUACCAUAUUUCUUCUUAAAUACAAAAAAAUUUUCAGGACAAACCAAUAUAUGAUAUUUUUUGCGGAUUGGAUUUUUCAAAAGAUUCGUUUGGACAAAAAAUGCAAAUUUUAUGAAACUUUUUCAGGCACAAAAAGGGCACUUUCCUCCUGGAAAAAGGGCACUUGCCAAAACUUGGGGGGCAUGGCUCCUGCCCCCCCCGGUUCCUACGCCCCUGCAUGCGAUACAAUUCGUACAGCGGACAACCAUGCGAAAAUAGCGUGCAAAGAAGGGCGACAAUAUUUAUACGAAAAUAUUACGAAAGUUUAUAUGGCUUGUUUACGUAUUUAAAAACAGUGUUUUAGUGUUUAUAUGUAAAUUAGCAAACCAAAGAAGACAAAGACUACCUAUUCACAAAUUUUACAGCCAUAUACAGGUACGCAAGUCUCGAAAAGAAUACUGCUGUGCUCUCUUGGAUUGUCUUGCAAGUGGCAGUUGUUCCAACAAAAUAAUCCAGCCGAUAUCCAGUACAUUUAUUCAUCAUUCUUGCAUAAAUCUCUAAACAAAAACAUUUAUGUUAGAAAGCAAAAUGACAAUGUUAUGAGGAGGGAGAAUUGGGAUUCUUUUAUUGGCAUUUGAAAAUGUUUGUAGAAAAUUUGUUUAUUAACUGAACUCUAAUGUGUAAAACCAAAAUGUUUAAGUAUUUUUACUGGUAACAUCUUACGACUUUACCUUUGCUCUAACACUGCAUUUGAUGACAGCUUAUAGUUGGACUGUUGUUUUGAACUGAGCCGGUUACAGAAAUACAACAUAUCUCCUCAGAGAACAUUAGUUUCCUGUAAUAUUGUUCAUUGGCAAAUAUAUUGCCUGCUAUAUAUGUUUGUUUAACACAAUGAUUGUUUUGAUGUAUAAAUAUAUAAUAAAAUAUGUGGUAUUUGACUACUUACCAGAUGAGGAUAAGUUUCCAUCUUAAUUCAUAGAUAAUUUCGGAAUAAUAUCACAAGUAGAAUGGUGAAAACAAGACAAAAUCAAGAUAUUUUUGAAGCCAAAUGUGAAAAUGGCAAAGAAUAUUACAAUAAACACGAGGCCAAAAUACGCCUGUUCGUGGGUAAGGUGCAGGCGCGAUGUAAACAAUUGAUGUAAACUAAUCUCUGAUUGGCUUAAAUCGGCUCAAUUAUAGAAGCUCGUCGCUGAAUGGCUAUGUGACUGUUAACAUACGAUACGUUUGCGAUAGCAAUAUAUCUUCGCAGAUACAGAAAGGUUGUCCUUUGCAAACCUUAAGCCCUGAUCAAACGAGAACGCAAUACAUCGCAAGUUUUAAUUUGCACUUGCUUGUGCCUCGUUUGACCACCAACUUGCGUUAACUUGCGUUAACUUGCGAACAAUUGAGCUGGUUCAAACUUCAUCCCAAGCUUUUUAAACUUGCGAGCACUAACUAUAGAUGGUUUUCAUGUGACGUCACGAACUAUACGGCGGCCAUGUUGGUGUACCAAAUUUCCCGCAAAAUAUUCCCGCGAAAUACAAAUAAUCCUGCAUUUCCAUAUUUUUAAAGAUUAUUUUGCAUGUGUUUUAUACGAUAUGAGUUUAGAACACGAUUUAUAUUUGUCGAAUUAUGCUAAAAAGCUUGAACCAAAGUCAAGAAGCGCUAUGAAGAAAAAAUCUCUGACAUAGGAGUCGAUCCAAUGUUGAUCGAAGGCAAGUACUUUCAACCUGAUUGUUUACCUCCUGUAGAAUCAACAGAUUUACUGUUUACCUGGUGUUAGAAACAAGCUACUACACAAAGCAGCAUUUUAAAGCAUUUCGAAGCCUCGAAGCUUACAAUCGAAUGGUGUGUGGCUUUAUUCCGGGUGUACAAGGGCAUAUGAUGGGAGGCAAGUUUCUUGUUGUUGCUAAAGUACGACAUUCGCAACGAAUGAUCGAUCCCCUUAUUUCCAUUUGGAUCAUCACUGAAAAGCAAGAAACAUCUGUUCUAUCUGCACAUUGUUGUGGCUUCAAAGCUGGUCUUGGCGAAAGUUGUUCACAUAUAGCCAGUGUUCUCUUUUACCUUGAAGCUUGGACGAAAAUUAAUGGAAAGUAGUCUUGUACUCAGGUAAAAUGCUCCUGGAUAUUACCUUCAUAUGUCAGUGAGGUGGAUUACUCAAGAAUUCGAGACAUCAAUUUUACAUCUGCAAAGAAGUUGAAAGCAGACCUUGAUAAAAGUUUAGAUCAACUUUCUACUGGCACUGAAGCAGAUAAGCCACAGAUACAUGUUCAAGCCAAGGUUAAUACUAAAGCCAUUCCAGUCCCAACUAAUGUAGAAAUGGAAUCUUUUUAUGCAGAUCUAAGUGAAUGCAAAUCAAAGCCAGUUUCCCUUAGUCUGGUUUCACCUUAUGCGGACAGAUUUGUUCAGAAGAGCCAAACUAUUCCAACCAUUCAUGGUCUGUCAACUCCCCAGUAUCAGGAUCUCACUUAUCCAGAACUGUUGCAAGUUUGCCAUAAACAAAAGAUAGUUUUAUCUGCAGAGCAAAUAUCUCAAAUUGAGAAAGACACAAGAGAUCAAGCAUAA
This is a messenger RNA of Paramuricea clavata, 3188 nucleotides long. NCBI's taxonomy places the organism in Eukaryota, Metazoa, Cnidaria, Anthozoa, Malacalcyonacea, Plexauridae. The record is from the annotation of a GenBank genome assembly.